UUUGAAAAGAACAUCAUACGCACACGACAAUUACAAUAUAUCCAAGCACUGGCACUAUUUAUCCAUACUGGGUUGUGGAGUGGAGAUAAACGCAAGAUGGAGAUAUCAGAAGCGAUCGUAGGAUGCUUGAUCCAAAUGCUGCGAUGUGGCGGUCAUUAUCGUUACUCUAACUACAGUGAUAUUGCUCCUUCUUCUGAGGACACCGGAGGGAUUCUUGAAGCGAAAUGGCAAGACUGGGUCAGAGAAGAGUCGUUCAAGAGUAUGGCACAUGCAGGUGCAUUGCUCAAAGGAGUCCUUGGUCACUGGAAAAAGACCCCCGGUUGCAUGUGCUGA
Molecule: messenger RNA, 333 nt
Organism: Penicillium cataractarum
Lineage: Eukaryota; Fungi; Ascomycota; Eurotiomycetes; Eurotiales; Aspergillaceae
Exons: 3
Source: RefSeq, a predicted model, not a curated record